This is a messenger RNA of Eubalaena glacialis (North Atlantic right whale), 237 nucleotides long. Its product is annotated as COP9 signalosome complex subunit 9-like. NCBI's taxonomy places the organism in Eukaryota, Metazoa, Chordata, Mammalia, Artiodactyla, Balaenidae. The coding region runs from base 1 to 237 and encodes 78 amino acids. The transcript is spliced from 2 exons. The record is from RefSeq and is a predicted model, not a curated record. Gene Ontology annotation, biological process: negative regulation of protein neddylation.
AUGUACAAGGGGGCAGCUGGGGGCCAGAUGGGUGACAGAGGAGGUGGGGAGGAGACGGCGGAGGUGAAGCAGGCGGUGGACGAGAUGUUUCCUGAGGGUGCCGGGCCCUAUGUGGAUCUGGACGAGGCAGGAGGCAGCACAGGGCUCCUGAUGGACUUGGCAGCCAAUGAAAAGGCAGUUCAUGCAGACUUUUUUAAUGAUUCUGAAAAUCUCUUUGAUGAUGAUGAUAUCCAGUGA